AGUAUAUAUACAAAGUUUAGUCAUAUCUUCAUCGUGUUUGAACUCAGUAGUACCAAGUUAACAGCUUAACUCUCACCUACUUGGAUUGAUUGAUUGAUGAAACUUGAGAACACAUAAAAUCACUGACAAAGAUUAGAAAGAAGGCAGAGCCCAAAGAAUUCAAAGGUGAAUGUUGAAAUAAAUCCCUGCUGCAACACCAAUCUCGAUCCCACUGCCAAUAAAAUAGCAAAGAAUGCGACAUAACACUCAUUUUCCAUCCCUUUAUACAAUUGUGGGGACUUUAAUUGAUGCCUUCAUGGGAAGUUGAGUGGUAAAUUUGGAAUACGAUUCAUUUCAGUCUGUUGUUUGACUGAGGACAAUUUAAUGUAGCUAGUCCUGAACUUGCAACGUUAAUCUCAUAGCUAUAUGUCUAGUGUGAUUGCUAUAGACUACGAAUUAAAAAUCAAAAUAAACUGUCGUUUUGUCAAGAAAUAAAAGCAAGAUGCCAAGCAAUGAACCUAUCCAUCUUUCGAUGUUUCCUGUGGCAAAGACUAUGGAAGGUGAAUGGAAGGUGUGGUAAGGAAUUUGGAGCAUGAGUAUGCUCUUUAUUUUGGAAAAGUAUUAAAGUGUAUAGUAAUUCACUUUGACCUGAACUCAACCCCCAAAAUGGGAUACAGACAUACAGUGUAUUUAUAGUGGUAGUAUAUUGUACACUAUGCAUCUUGCGUAUAACAAUUUGCUUUGUAACUCUAGUUUUUUCCCUUGACCCUUUUCAAAUCCUUCUGCAUAUAUAUAUGCACACAUAGUGUUUAUAGUUUUAGUGAGUGAGAAUAGCCAUGUCUACUUCAAAGAGCGUCAGCAGUUCUAGUGAAGAUGACAAUGAACUUAGAAGAGGGCCUUGGACUCUUGAAGAGGAUAAUUUGCUCUCUCAAUACAUUUCUGAUCACGGGGAAGGGCGAUGGAACUUGCUGGCUAAACGUUCAGGUUUGAAGAGAACUGGAAAAAGUUGCAGAUUAAGGUGGCUAAAUUAUCUAAAACCAGAUGUGAAACGAGGAAAUUUAACCCCGCAAGAGCAACUUUUGAUUCUUGAACUCCACUCAAAGUGGGGAAACAGGUGGUCAAAAAUUGCACAACAUUUGCCAGGAAGAACAGACAAUGAGAUCAAGAACUAUUGGAGAACAAGGAUUCAGAAACAAGCAAGACAUUUGAAAAUUGAGACUGACAGCAGAGAAUUUCAGGAACUUGUGAGGCGUUUUUGGAUGCCAAGAUUGCUUCAGAAGGUAAAAGAGUCAUCGUGUUCUUCGGCCAUGUCAAUUCAGAACCAGGAGAUUCCUUUGGUUCUUGAUGAUGGUGUUUCUCAACACUCAACUGUUGGGACCAUACCAUGGCAGGGACCUUGUGUGAGCAUGAAUGAAGGUAGUCCCACUUAUAUGGACCAACAUGAGCAGAACUCAGACUCUGAACACAACAGUGGUUCAUGCAUCUCCUUUUCCGAGUCAGCAAAUAUUCCAAAAGUGUCUCAUCAUUUUGCACACACCAUGGACCAAUUCCAUGCCUUAAGCAGCAAUGAUUUUGGCACUUACUCAUACGAGGGUUAUCAUGUAAAUGACAAUGCCUAUGAGAUUGAGACCUUCAAACCAGCAUCUGCAAGGGUGGCUCAGGAUGUGCAAUACCCAAUUGCUGAUUCUCAAACGCCACCAACCGAUUGGCUGAGCAACGAUUUUGCAUGUUCCAUGUGGAACAUCGAUGAACUCUGGCAGUUUAGCAAGUUACAAAAAUGAGAUUUUUAGGGUUUCUGAUUUUUGGAAUAACCCAAACACUGUCUUUGAUGAUAUUAUUGUGGAUUAGCUACCAAAUUAAUUAAUUCGGAGAUGGUGAUUGUUUUCUGUACAUCUGUCGUGUAUUCCUCUGUUUAGACGAGACUGCUUUCUAAUUUGUAUUUAUUGAGAUUGAAUCCCUGAGUAGAGAAAAACUAGCCAGUGAAAAAAAAAAAA
Vigna unguiculata (cowpea) is the source of this 1973-nucleotide messenger RNA. Its product is annotated as transcription factor MYB62-like. Gene Ontology annotation, molecular function: sequence-specific DNA binding; DNA-binding transcription factor activity. The record is from RefSeq and is a predicted model, not a curated record. Gene Ontology annotation, biological process: regulation of DNA-templated transcription. Gene Ontology annotation, cellular component: nucleus. NCBI's taxonomy places the organism in Eukaryota, Viridiplantae, Streptophyta, Magnoliopsida, Fabales, Fabaceae.